Opisthorchis viverrini is the source of this 738-nucleotide messenger RNA. RefSeq lists its product as hypothetical. Bases 1 to 738 code for a protein of 245 amino acids. The record is from RefSeq and is a predicted model, not a curated record. The transcript has 5 exons. Lineage: Eukaryota; Metazoa; Platyhelminthes; Trematoda; Opisthorchiida; Opisthorchiidae.
AUGCAGGAGACAUUGGAGCGGUUAUCUCGCAUGCGAAAUCCAUCAGCUGACAAUGAUGAUGACGAUGAUGAUGAUGAUGAUAAUGAUGAUGAUGAUGAUAAUGAUGAUGAUGAUGAUAAUGAUGAUGAUGAUGAUAAUGAUGAUGAUGAUGAUAAUGAUGAUGAUGAUGAUAAUGAUGAUGAUGAUGAUAAUGAUGAUGAUGAUGAUAAUGAUGAUGAUGAUGAUAAUGAUGAUGAUGAUGAUAAUGAUGAUGAUGAUGAUAAUGAUGAUGAUGAUGAUAAUGAUGAUGAUGAUGAUAAUGAUGAUGAUGAUGAUAAUGAUGAUGAUGAUGAUAAUGAUGAUGAUGAUGAUGAUGAUGAGUUCGUCCAAUGUGCUUUGAGAUGCGACGAAUCCCCGAGUGUUUUCGUCAGCAUGGCAGACAGUUUGAUGGAAUUCAUCUCUGUGGAGGUUUUGCGGGAGGUGUAUUGUUCAAUUUCACAUCACUCUCGUUUGAACGGUCGUCCUCCUGUUCUGGCGCAAUUAUUCCGGUCAACUAACUUGAAAAAUAAAAACGACAUAUUGCGAGUUCGCGGCUCUGAUUAUCGUUGCAAUGUGUCAAAUUCCGCGAGACAAUCACAGAAUGUACCACAAGGUCGUCCUAGAACCUCCGUGAAUGGGCGAGAAGCGCCCAAGAAAGACGCUCGAACCAGAUUGGCUGGCAUUCUGGCCAACCAGGGCGUGCCUCCGUUUGGUCCAUAG